AUAUCAGCCAUAUAAAAAUUUACAGAGAAGGCCUUCAGAGCAAGGCCUUACAAAAGGACAAGCUUCAACUCAGUCCCAGAAGAUGCUUGCUCAAUAUCAAUAGGUCGAGAGACGAAGCCAUGGCUUCUGAGAUACCAGAUAUGAACCUGGACAAAACCAUAUGCAUAAGAUUGUUAAGAAGACAUUCCUAAUUCUGGAUGCACCUAAGGCCUGCUGCACUACCAGCCAGCUGGCCGCAUGUGCACUCUACACUACACUGAAAUUCAGCUCCAAACUCUCAACCCUCGGUGCAACCCUCGGUGCAAGGAGGAUUGGAACACUGGUCAAGCCAUUCAUUAGACGGCUUCGAUACACAAAUUCGGCACUCUGAUCCUUGAGGAUCGGCGUAC
Molecule: messenger RNA, 389 nt
Organism: Coccomyxa subellipsoidea C-169
Lineage: Eukaryota; Viridiplantae; Chlorophyta; Trebouxiophyceae; Coccomyxaceae
Exons: 1
Coding region: 161-370 (69 amino acids)
Source: RefSeq, a predicted model, not a curated record